This is a messenger RNA of Durusdinium trenchii, 845 nucleotides long. Lineage: Eukaryota; Dinophyceae; Suessiales; Symbiodiniaceae. The record is from the annotation of a GenBank genome assembly.
CAGGGCGGUAUUUAGUGGAUUUCAAUAUUUAUCUCCGGAUCAGCUCAACAUAACUCACCUGCUGUUCUGCUGCUGAGAAGACCUCAGCGGCAAUGAUGCGCCCCAUGGUGGAACGGAGGGUCAAGAGGAUCCAUCACCGCAAGAGCUGUCCAGCCAGUCAGGAGACGUUACCACUCAAGGCGCUGCCGGCGAAUGUGAUCUCCAUGCCGGACCAGGGCACUGUCUACAAGAACUGCAUCCACGUCACCGAGGAGGACCUCAAACGGUAUGGCCAUGAUUUGACAAAGCUCCGCGAGCAUCAGGUCCAACCGUGGGAACGCCGUCACCGAGAGAGGACCCUGAGCUUUGGCGAGAGCUUUGAGGAGACCUGUCGAAAGCCAGCAGAGGUCUUGGAUCCCUGGCGGAACCUGCCGGAGCCCGAGCGCCUCCGGCCACCCAACGAAGGUGACCUUUUCCUCAACCAAGUGGUGCCCAAGUCGCCAAAUCGAGUGGCAGAGGAGGACGAUGCCGAAGCUGAGGAGCGACGCCUUAGCAAGGCCUACCAGCGGAUAUCCAGCAACGUGAGCGCCGCGAGCACGGCGGCGCAGUCGUCAGCGGCGCCCUCGCGCGACAUCAGUCGCGCGUCCUCGAAGGAGUCGGCCAAGCCAGGUGGGUGAGCCCUUCGGUCUCCUGGCGCGACCCACAUCCCAGGCCUCCAGCGUGCGAAGACGCUGCCCCCCGUGGCCCGAAGUCGCUCGCUGGUCCUGGCUGGCACCAACUUAGCUGGCGAUUCGGGCGCUGGUUGACGGAUGGGUGCGGCGAUCCGCGCGGCUCUUCGGAUUCGAUUUCGGGGAGGUGGCAAGUGU